AAUUCAUCGAGACAGACACUUCAGAUGCACGAAAAGCAUUUCAGUUUUUCUAAUUGACUGCUGGACACUAGUGACUUUUUCAACCUUUUUUUUUUUUGUAAAAUUUGAGCACAACGUAUUGGACUGGUUGGUUUGAAACAGGAAAAUGCUGAACAUUUUUCUCAUUUUCACCGUGUACCUAAUUUCAGGUCAAGUAGGCUGUGAUGAGGUUGUUCAAGUCAUAGGAUAUGAAGGAGGAAGUGUCAUUAUCAGUUGUAAAUAUAAAUCUCAAGAACACAGCAAUCACACAAAAUACUUUUGUAAGAACAACAAAGAAAAAUGUCAAAACAUCAUUUCUCAGACAGAGACAAAAUGGGAUCUUAAAGGAAAAUUCUUUGCUAUGGAUGAAAUUCAAGCUGGAGUUUAUAGUGUGCUCAUUCGAAAUUUAAGCCAGGAGGAUGGAGGAAGUUACACAUGUAGAGUAGAAAAUCAAGAAGAAUCACUGUUAAACAUGGAGCUGGAUGUGAAAAAUGGUCUGAAUUAUGGAAAGUCAUUUUCACUGAAUACUCAUCCUGGAGACAUUGUUACCUUCAGCUGUACAUGUCCCCAAGGGCAUGAAAAUGACCUGAAGAUUGUGUACAGAGUGACCAAUCAGAGCAUAGAUUCCAUUAUAUACACUUAUACAGAACAUGAAGAGAAAGACAGGUACGAGCUUCACGUCUCCUCAAAGGAUACAAAGGAUAGACUCAUCAAUAUGAGCAUCAGCAAUGUGAUGGUGGAUGAUGGAGGACUUUAUCUGUCUGGAGUUUCAAAGGAUAUGCUGUCUUAUAAGCAAAUCUUCUGUGAAAUGCAACUUCAUGUCACUGAAGAUCUGACCAUAAACAUACCACCUCCAGGUUCUUCAGUCAUCUCCAUCACUCUGUACAUCGGUGUAGCACUGCUGCUGAUCGCAGGACUUGUGUUCUUCUACAAAAUGUGGUCCAUAAAGACAAAAGGUGCCUCCUCACCAGCCAGCAGAGGAAACCCAGUAAACAGAGAGAAACCCCAGACUCCCAUGGCUCCAAAUCCAGCUGGUAGAACUGGUACUUCAUCUCCAAACACUGCUGAUCAAGAAUUUUACUCCAUGGUCCAAUUUUCCAAAAAGUAAUAUGUGAAAUGUAAUAAUUAUAAUUACUAAUAAGCAUCAGAUAUAGUGUUAUAUAAAUUAUAUAUAUAUAUAUAUACAAUGAUCAGGCAUAACAUUCUGAGCAGUGACAGGUGAAGUGGAGUGAAUUAUGACCACCUGUCAAAUAUUGUACUGAUCCCUCUUUUGCUGCCAAAUCAGCCCUGACCCAUCGAGGCAUGGACUCCACUAGAUCCCUGAAGGUGUGCUGUGGGAUCUGGCACCAAGAUGUUAGCAGCAGAUCUUUUAAGUCCUGUAAAGGCCUGGUCACAGUACAAGACUUUAACCGUGGGCAGAUCGCUUUGCUCUUCAGACUACAUGACUUCACUAUAUGUCUUUUUGUCCUUGUGGUGUUCACACUACGCGACGCUUCGUAAAUGAUCCACAAGAAAGGGGUCGCACACCACACCAUCUGACAACAAGUCUUGUCACUCAACGCCAUCCCCGAACCACGUCUUGGCAUAGUGCAUUAUCCUGCUGAAAGAGGCCACAGCCAUCAGGGAAUACUGUUUCCAUGAAACGGUGUACAUGGUCUACAACAAUGCUUAGGUAGGUGGUACGUAUCAAAGUAACAUCUAAAUGGAUGGCAGGACCCAAGGUUUCCCAGCAGAACAUUGCCCAAGGCAUGACACUGCCUCUGCCGGCUUGCCUUCUUCCCAUAGUGCAUCCUGGUGCCAUGUCUUCCCCAGGUAUGCGAUACCCACGCACCCGGCCAUCCACAUGAUGUAAAAGAAAACGUGAUUCAUCAGACCAGGCCACCUUCUUCCAUUGCUCUGUGGUCCAGUUCUGAUGCUCACAUGCCCAUUGUUAGUGCUUUCGGCUUGUUGGGGCACAGGGGUCAGCACGGGCACCCUGACUGGUCUGCAGCUAUGCAGCCCCAUAUGCAACAAACUGUGAUGCACUGUGUAUUCUGACCCCUUUCUAUAAGAACCAGCAUUAACCUCUUCAGCAAUUUGAGCAACAGUAGCUUGUCUAUUGGAUCGGAUCACACGGACCAGCCUUCUCUCACCACGUGCAUCAAUGAGCCUCGGCCGCCCAUGACCAUGUUGCCAGGUCACCACUGUUCCUUCCUUGGACCACUUUUGAUAGAUACUGACCACUGCAGACCGGGAACACCCCACAAGAGCUGCAGUUUUGGAGAUGCUCUGAUCCAGUAGUCUAGCCAUCACACUCACUCAAAUCCUUACGCUUGUCCAUUUUUCCUGCUUCUAACAUCAACUUUGAGGACAAAAUGUUGACUUGCUGCCUAAUAUAUCCCACCCACUAACAGGGGCCAUGAUGAGGAGAUCAUCAGUCUUAUUCACUUCACCUCACAAUGGUCAUAAUGUUAUGGCUGAUCAGUGUAUAUAGCAGGUGGGUGCAGGAAAAAAAGUAUAUCAGUAUUUUGCAAACCCCUCUUUACCCUUAUGCCAUUUAUUUACCCAGUACCCCCUCUGAUUUACCCCCACCCUGAUUUGCCCACUAACCCCUCUGAUUUACCCAUUAACCCCUCUGAUUUACCCACUAACCCCUCUGAUUUACCCACUAACCCCUCUGAUUUACCGACUAACCCCUCUGAUUUGCCCACUAACCCCUCUGAUUUACCCACUAACCCCUCUGAUUUACCCACUAACCCCUCUGAUUUACCCAUUAACCCCUCUGAUUUACCCACUAACCCCUCUGAUUUACCCAUUAACCCCUCUGAUUUACCCACUAACCCCUCUGAUUUACCCACUAACCCCUCUGAUUUACCCACUAACCCCUCUGAUUUGCCCACUAACCCUUAGUUUUUCCAAUGAUUUACUUACAAAAUUUCUGAUUUAACCAAAAAUCCCUCUGGUUCCCCAACAUGUGCUUUAUCCACAAACCAAAAAAAAUCACAUGAAUCAUAUGAUUAUUUAUAAUAUUAAACAAUAUUGUGAUAUUUUCUAUCUCUUAUAGAAUGUGUAGAGGAAGUGGGUACAAUGGUACAAGUUUGUUCUGCUUUCUGUAACAUUAAUGUUUAGUAUUUUUAUACUGUCAGCACAUCUGAUUAAAAUAAAUGAUAAAUGCUGCAUGUAUGAGGUAUGUGAUAUUAAAUUGAAUUAACACAUCAAACACCUUUUGUUUUGUUUUGUAAAAGUUUUUUAGUCAGGGUCUUUGCACCCGGUGUAACCUAUUUAAAUGCAGGCCUUGUGCUUUUUCACUUUGACUGUUUCUCACAUGACUUCCUACACUGUGUAUAAAAUGCAGAAGUAAGAAUGUUAG
Hemibagrus wyckioides is the source of this 3367-nucleotide messenger RNA. Its product is annotated as polymeric immunoglobulin receptor-like. Bases 146 to 1126 code for a protein of 326 amino acids. The record is from RefSeq and is a predicted model, not a curated record. The transcript is spliced from 7 exons. Lineage: Eukaryota; Metazoa; Chordata; Actinopteri; Siluriformes; Bagridae.